CCUCAUAUAGCGCGCGAGGGAGCUGUCCCGGUGCUGAAACAGAAGCCUACAGGCACACGCAAGAGUCUCGCGCGCACGGGGGGAAAUGCUAUUUUCGCUGCCAUCCAUUCUCUGAGCUCCUACCUCGUUAAAAAAAAAACAGGCGGUAUGACGCGUUCAUUAAGCAAGCUCUCAUCGCUUGCUCUGGUGGUUCUCCUGCACUCUGUGGCUGUGCAUGGCGCAUCCGUCACCCGUCACCACCGACUGCGAGGAGGCAGCGGCACUCAGGACGCGUAUAUGAGCCCUAACUCUGACAUGAUCAAAGCCUUGGAGUACAUCGAGAGCCUGAAACGGCGCACCGACGACUCCGAAGGUCCGACCGGAGACUACGACGAAGUAGACAAAUUCCGCCUCCUGGUGCAACUCGCUUCGCUUCGGGACGAGGACGCGCCGGUCCGCAAGGACGCUGCCAGCUGGCCUGAUAAUAAGGCACCGGAAUGGGUUCGAGCUCUGCUCAGGGUUCUCGAUCAAACCCCGGACGGCGCAAUGACCCCUGGAAACGAGCGCCGCUUUCAUAAAAUCAGACGGCCGGUGACUGAAGUCGAAAGUCCCGCGACCGAGACCGGAGCCGUGGUGAGGCCUCACAAGAAAUAUCCACUCAUGUUUGAAGACGAGGAAAACGUCCGGGGCAACAAGCGAGCCACGGAGGACCUGGACGGGCAGUACACGCCGCAGAGCCUCGCCAACAUGCGCUCCAUAUUCGAAGAGCUCGGUAAACUGUCUAACUCACAGAACUUAAAGAGAGACGAGGCAGAGGAGGAGAAUGAUGAAGAUGACGAGGACGGGUACAGGCCUCGAAACCUGGCGUAUGAAGACGUGACGGGGGGUGAGGACUGGGUGCCGUUAGAGGAGCAGGUCGAGACCGAGGAGAUGGUGAAGGGCAGUCAUGAAGAGUUUGAAAGAGGAUUAGAAGACAGCGAGGAGGCGCGCGAGGUGACGGACAGACGAGCAGCCCCUGCGAUUGAAACCACCGAUAAUACAGAUGACGACACAAAACUUGUGGACUACGUCUUGCUGAAGGUGCUGGAAAUGAGCGAUCAGGCGCAGAAGCGCGAUCUGGCAGAAGCGCAAAGCGGUAGGAGAAGACUGCUGAACAUGCCCUCUCUUCUCGACCCGCGGGCCAUCAAGCAGCUGCUGUCAACUGUCUCUAUGAAGCUCCAAAUCCCACCUGAAGAUUUGGUCGGCAUGCUGUUUAUGGAGGAGACUCGGAAACAGCAACGACUACCUGAACCGCAGGAGGCGAGGAAACCCAGCACGCCUCGCUACCGGAGCCGCGUCAUCAAAUAUUACAACGGACGCCAACCGGAAGUCACAGUAAGCGAGAUUCCUCCCGAUGUUAAGACUGAAGAUAUCCUCAAAGUCCUGGGUCUGGGAAACAUGGCCAAUAAAAACGCAAAAUAUUUCGUUAAACCGAGACCAUAUAAAACGCCCAUGUCAAGAUAUUUCGCGCCAAGCGGAAGACGCGGGAGUUUCGCGGUGUCGGAGCUAAACAGAGCGCCAAGCAAACGGAAAGAUGACUAUGAUGACGCUGUGGAUGAAGACGAAGUGGCCACCUUCCUUGCCGCCAAACUUUUAACCGAGUACCCUGAUAGCAGUUCACCAGAUCGCAAAAGAGCCGUGGACUCUUCUAAUGCACUCUUUCCAUACGAAAUUUACGAGGAGGCAAUGAAAGAUUACUUCGAUCAAGUGGACACGGGGAAGGGCGCACCUGCGAAGAGAGACACGCAGGGCAAGAACGAGGAGGAAAUCCAGCAAAAAACACCGACCGAGAUCGCGACACCAGAGCAGGCUGAUCAGCAAAUCCCCGAGUCGGUAACCGAGGGAGAGAAAGAGCAUCAUACUAAACUGGUCGCUGGAAUGUAGUGGGUAAGAAUGAACCGCAAGGGAAAACAUUCCCCACCCUCUCCUUACAAAUGCCUCGAUUUCCUCAAGAUUAACCAACGUUAAGUGCUUUAGGAUGAAAUUCUAUAUUAUGUACAUAAUACACCGUAUACAAACGUGCAAGAGUAAACGACAUUUUGUCUUUUUUUGGGUUAUUAGUGUUUCAAGUGUAUUUUUGCAGCGUGCGUUUAGUAUGACGUGCUCUCCUUAUACUGAGCACUACGGAGCUAUAGCGUUAUUAGGCAAAGGUGGAUGUGGUCCUGUUCCAGUCAUUUUGUACCUGUUCUGAAGUGUGAAAUGACUCAAAGAUUAAUAAAGCAUUACUGUAUUAUUUUUC
This is a messenger RNA of Clarias gariepinus (North African catfish), 2257 nucleotides long. RefSeq names its product secretogranin II b (gene scg2b). Lineage: Eukaryota; Metazoa; Chordata; Actinopteri; Siluriformes; Clariidae. The transcript is spliced from 2 exons. Gene Ontology annotation, cellular component: secretory granule. Bases 148 to 1902 code for a protein of 584 amino acids. The record is from RefSeq and is a predicted model, not a curated record.